UCGGGUUCUUUUUUGCUCCGGAGUCUUUACAAGAAGGGACGUUACGUCAUCACGUCUCGGCGGUGAGACGGCAACUUUCCGGGGUGUCACAGCAACUUCCGGCCGGGGCUGAGUGUACAUGUCUCGCUGGCUUUCGUGUGGCGCUUUCCCCUGAGCAAGUCCCGGAGGUGCCCGGGGGCAUUCCAGUGCUCGCGGCGGUAAACUCACCAGCCCGCCAAGAUGGCGAUGCAAGCGGCCAAGAGGGCGAACAUUCGACUUCCUCCUGAAGUAAAUCGGAUUUUGUAUAUAAGAAACCUGCCAUACAAAAUCACAGCUGAAGAAAUGUAUGACAUUUUUGGAAAAUAUGGACCUAUUCGUCAAAUCAGAGUGGGGAACACACCUGAAACUAGAGGAACAGCUUAUGUGGUCUACGAAGACAUCUUUGAUGCCAAGAAUGCUUGUGACCACUUGUCAGGAUUCAAUGUUUGUAACAGAUACCUCGUGGUGUUGUACUACAACGCUAACAGGGCAUUUCAGAAGAUGGACACAAAGAAGAAGGAAGAACAAUUGAAGCUACUCAAGGAAAAAUACGGCAUCAACACAGACCCACCAAAGUGAGCGUGAGCGUCGUCUGUGUUUGCCCUUUGGACUAAUGCCCAUGAACCACCACCACUACCCAUUCCUGUGUUUUCAGUCAAUACUGAAUAUUGUGAUUUCUUAUUUGAGACUCAAAAUAGCCCCCUUUGGGAUGUAUUAGAAUAUGUCACACUAGGUCUGUGGCCAUACCACCCUGAACAUGCCUGAUCUCAUCUGAUCUUGGAAGCUAAGCAGGGCCGAGCCUGGUUAGUAUUUGGAUGGAAGACUAUGUCACAUUAAUAAACUCAUUGCCUUUUUUAAAAAACA
This is a messenger RNA of Erinaceus europaeus (western European hedgehog), 882 nucleotides long. RefSeq names its product splicing factor 3b subunit 6 (gene SF3B6). Gene Ontology annotation, molecular function: mRNA binding. Bases 220 to 597 code for a protein of 125 amino acids. The transcript is spliced from 4 exons. Lineage: Eukaryota; Metazoa; Chordata; Mammalia; Eulipotyphla; Erinaceidae. The record is from RefSeq and is a predicted model, not a curated record. Gene Ontology annotation, cellular component: ribonucleoprotein complex; nucleus; cytoplasm.